AUGGCGAGAACUUCGCACGUAUCACCAAAUAUGCUGAUUCUUUUUCUUUGCUCUAGUUUUUCACUAGUUCAUUUGACAGGAGCAAGUACGACAGUUUACUUCGCUGGUAUGUUUCCAUCCUGGCCAAACAAAGCAAGAGUUCCGGGGUUUGUGUUGGAAGCUGGAACAAGACUUGCCUUAGAUCACAUCAAUAAUGAUUCAUCAAUUCUGCCUGGUUACACACUAGAUAUGGUCACAGGAGACAGUAAGGUCAGAUACUUACUUGAAACGUAAAUAAUACUUUAUAUAGACACUAUGUCAGUCGAUUUCUGUUAAUAACCUUGUCGAGUUUUAUUAACCUUACGGGCUUAUAUAAUUAUAACAUUAAUUAAUAUUAAUUAUAACGAUUAUUAAUAUAGGUAAGUUAUAUAUUAUCAUAUAUAUGUUGACAAAUGUGAUACCGUUGGAUGUCAUGAAUGUUGUGCUUUCAAUCCAUCAUGUUUGACUGCAGACUACCUCGUUUUUGAAUAAUACAUUACUGCAUGUUUAGUGACUUUAUCAUUUUUAGCUUCCAAAAAUUAAUAAGGAUGAAUUCUCUUCGUCAAUUAGUUAUAAUGAAGUCUUAUCUUUUUUUCACAUGGAUGUUUAUAUAUUAUUAGCAAAAAACAUUCACACAACAUAUGGAUAUUAAGAUACAUUUUCUGAAUCUGAGAUACCAAACACAAAGUGUUGUUUAUUAUAAUUACUAUUUUCACUUUCGUAAUCGAAAGCUUUAAAGUAGAGUAGUUUGGAAUGAUAACAAUGAAUGGAAUGUGUUUUAUAACUGUUUCGUCAUAGUUUAUAAUUUUGUAACAGCACGAGAUGUCCCUCCCCGACGUGUACUGAAUCUUUCCCAUCGAGACGAUCAACCAUGAUGUUUUAUCUGUAGCUCCUGGGUUUCUCAAUACACAUCAAUCUCUAUUUUUAUAAAUGGAUGUGAAUAAGUAACUGUUACAAUAAUAUAUAGAACAAAGCUUUAAUAUUACAUUCCUAAGUCGGGUUUCAAUCUUCAUAAUCAAGAAUAAAGGGAUAUAACAAUAGAUCUCAAACUCAUUAAUAAUUCCAUGAAUUAAUAAUUCCCAUAAAUUAGCCCUCCUUAUUACUUUAUUUUGCUCACAUGAUAAUACUGGAUACCUUGUUUGAAAUAUUACAACAAAAAUCCAGUUUCUUUUAUUUUGAAACUCGUGUAGCCAUUUUCAUGUCUUGCUCAACCAUGAAAUAUUAUGUAAUUAACGGUUUUAGUGCCAAUGGCAGUACAGAAUUCCAUCCCUAUAUAAUAUAUUAUAAAAGUUUUAUAUAUAAUAAAUUAUAAAAGUGAUACUGGGUGAUAACAAUUAUUAGAUGCUUAAGGUGUUGACAGUCAAUUUGAAACAACAGUUUAUUAAUUUGGAUUGACCAACGGAAAAAUAAUGAAAGAACUAAGCGGCAAUAUUUGAGAAAACUUCUUUCAAAUAAGAUAAUUGCUGUUCAUUGUCAUAGCAUAAGUUCUUUCAAAUUUGGCAAUUACUUUCUAUUGCUAUAGUAUACCGUUAACAUUCCCCAUAUAAAAUUUGGUAUUUUGCUGCUAAACUACACUCCUACCCCUUGUCCUUACUGAAUCGUAACCAUUGGCAUUACCCUAUAUAUAUUUUCACAUUGAAGAAUUCAUGAAUUAAAGUUCUUUAUGGAACAUUGGUACGUGUUUUUUUUUUUUUUUUUUGGGGGGGGGGGGGGCGCAGGGAACAUCCUCCCUGCCCUUUCUUAAGGGGGUGUAAUGGUGUCCUUUUGAUUUUAGGGAAGUCUUUGAAAUGUUUUAAACAAUCAUUAAAAAAUCAUAACAUGUUCGCUGCAUGAGCCCAAAAUUGCGAAUCAAACUACGUUCGCUUAAACAUUGAAAUUAUAACAUACUCGUUACAUUUCUUUUCGCGAGCUUGUAGGAGAAAGUGUAGAAUUAUUUCAAUCUUUAUAAUGACUUGUCCAUAUCAACGUUGCCUCGUUUGUAUCUUUCCAUUGAUUUGUAGUGUGAUCCUAAAGUAUCCUUUAAUUCCUUGGUGACUCUACUUGCUCAACCUCCUAGCAUCUUGGCAGUAUAUGGUGCUGCAUGUUCUGACGCAACUCAAACAUUGGCUGGGAUGACAGCCUUUGCCAAUGUUGCUCAGGUGAGAAGACUUUACAGUCAGUAACUGAAUGAGGUCCACCAUACCAGCAGUAUCUUGAUGCCUGCAUGGGACCAACGGAAAGUACAAGACAAGAUCACUCUGUUAUCAUCAUAAAAUGUGUGACUCGCAAAUGAAUUAUUAGAUUAUUCGUCUUUAUUUAAACAAUAUACAUGACCAUGCUCUUACUAGAAAAAUUUACUUUACCAAAUCAAAAUGUCUCUGCGUGCAUGAUCGGAAAAUGUAUUCGCUGAAUAUAAUAGCAAAGAGGUUGUUAAUUAUAUGGGGGAUUGAAUUUCAUUUUGUGCAAAUUACGGUUUUGAGGUUGUCUUUCUAUAGUAUGCGCUAAAAUGUAUUACAUCUGAAAUAGAAUCAUUUUCUGAUAAAAGUAUGUUUCCCUUCAGAUAUCCCAUACAUCCACCAGCCUGAGUUUAUCCGAUGCCGCUCAGUAUCCAUCACUAUACCGCGCUAUCCCAACUGACUUUCCUGCUAUUCAAGCAAGUAUAGCAUUGUUGAAAAUGUUGAAUUGGUCAAGAGUGGCAAUCAUUGGAGAAAAAUCUGCUUCUGGACUGGUAUGUAUGUCACGUGGCAUGAAUAAUAUCAGCGUAUUUUUCGGUUUCAAUCACGUGAUAUUUUAGCAUAAUUUGACUCUGGUGGGGGUCAACCAUUGAACUGAGGUCAACUGUAACAAAAUAGAAACAAAAUGAUGUAAACGAGUUCUCCAACUAAUAUAAAAGUCAAUUUAAAACAAUAUAAAUAGUAUAAAAUCCGUCUUUUAACCUUGACACAAACCCUCGACCCCCACGUGACGUCAUAUGAAAUCCAAGAAUACGGGCGAGGAAUAAUUCUGUGAACUGUGUUGUAAGAACCUCGUAAUGAAGAAGAAAUAAGAAUAGCAUUGCUCUCAGAAUGAAACAUAAGAGAAGAUUGCUCUGAAAUUAAAAUGCUGUGUCCAGCCAAUUUUUGAUAGUUUCCUCCGCCUGUUUAUUAUCAAUAUGUAUAUGCAUAUGAUGGUAUUGAAGAGUUAUUGGUUACAUACACCAGAGUAAGAAUUGCAACACAUCGUAUUGUGUAUAGACUGACCUUAAUGAUGGUGUGUAGAAUAUUGCAAACAUAGCUCUUUCAGUUGGUCUUCACUAAGUCCACUGAUUAUGUUUGGAUGUGGUUACUGAUGAAAUAGCGCUAUUUCUGCUUUCUGUUUCAGUUGGAAACUGCUUACGAAGUGGCUGUAAGGGAUAUGGCAAGAAAUGGAAUUGAUAUUCAAUGGAAUAAAGUAAUAAAUGCUGACCAGAUUGAACAGAGUAUUGCUGAAAUUAAGGUACUUUUUCGUACUAGUUUCAUAUUAUUCUGACACUGCACAGAACAAGGAAAAAUUCGUUUUCUCGAGCAGUAUUCAAACUCACAUCGUCGGAUUUCUAGACCGCCGCUCUACCCAUUGAGCUAUCGAGUCAACGGGAAAUCCCGGACGAGACAACGAAGUUUUCGUUGUUUUAUAUAUGCAGUGUUGGAAUGGAAUGAUAUGAACCCAUAUGUUCCCGAGGUUCGAUACUUUUCACCCCUCUUUAAUUUACUCCUUGCUAAACCUGUCACAUGAAACUAAAUAAGAUAAGAGGAUUUAUUUCCAUAAGCAGGAUGUCUGUUACAUGCAUUCACAGAUUCACUCUACAGCAAUGUUUCAAGGCCCCGACCUCCAUAUCGAAAAAUUCAUCAUACAGUAAAUCUCUUACUUAGUGAAAUAAAGAAUAUACUUUGUUCACUUAAUAAGAAUUUUUAGUCAAAACUUCUUUGAUUUUUUUCUUCAUUUCAGGAUAACGAUGUUCGUAUUAUUAUUACAGCUGUUAGUUCAGCAUUUGGAAAAAAUUUGAUGGCUCAGGUAUAGAAAAUCAGUUGCUUUGCGUUAAAGUUGUAUAAAUAAAUCGAAUCAGAGAGAUCGAAAAUACAUCGAAACGAGUGAACGCCUAAAAUUUUGGUUGGCGCAUGAUUUAUGGCUUAGGUGGAUGGUAUUUAACAACGCUAAUGCAGAGGGGUGGUAAUGAUGAGUCCACAGAUCAUACCACUGACUUUUUCUUGUUUUAACAUGCGUCCAAACCAUAAAUCGACCAAAUAAAAUCGCGUUGUAUAGUGGCUCGAGCUGUUACUCGUGAGGGGAAAAUAAUCAAUUUUAACCAAAUCGUUUAGGCCAGAGACGUCCAGGUAUAGAGGUUUUCCAUGGUUUAUUAAGUAGUUUUGUUGAGUCGUUAAAGAAAAUUUAGUAAAUGUUUCUUCACCACCAAAAUCCCAACACUCCAUUUUGUAACUAACCAAGAGUUCGUUUGUCUACGUCGUUCCUUGUAUCAUAUUAUUUCCUUGCAUGAAAUUAAAAUCGCCAAUUGUUUCAAUUUUCCCAGGAUCACUGAGCAAUUCAGAAGCCCGUAAAUUUUGGUGAUCCCAGUAUGCAACACGAUAACAGUAACAAUAUUGGUAACUCCAUCUGCAUGUACACAACCCUCAAUCCACACAUAUGUAAUCGUGCAUGGUCUGUUCAGGCUUACGUUUCUUCAUUGGUGGCCACAGGAUGAUGUGCAUUCAUCAUUUAGAUUUUAGACAACAUUUAACCCACACAUGUAAUCGUGUUAUUUUUUAUUGAAGAAGCAACUUUCGAAAGGUUGCGAGCAAGAAAAAAACAACUGGUUUAAGACUAGAUAAAUUCGAGAAAAACAGUUACACUAAAACCGACAAAUAUUUCAUGUUCUGUUUAGGCUUACGUUGCUGGAUUGUACGGUCCUGACAAAGUUUGGAUUUGGCUAGAAACGUAUCCAGCAACAUGGUGGCACGAUACAAACGCGACUCAACAUGAAAUCAUGAAAACUGUUGUUCGAUAUUCUUUUGGUUUUGGUGAUAAUGUAAAUGUUCACGACAAUACAACUAACACUAUUUCAGGACGUGUGAGUAUUAUAUGCACUUUGUUUAAUUAAUAUAACCCUCAUCAUACAUACAGGAUCAGACAACUUCUACAGCUCGCCAUACAUACAGGAUCAGACAACUUCUACAAGCAAAGCAAACAAAUUAAUACCAAUACUUCAUGCAAACAUAGGCGUACGGGACUGAUGGUUUACGGGAGGACAGUUUAUCCUGAGCCUUUACAGUUCAUAGAAGGAAAGGAAAAUCAUUACUUAUCAAACUUCAUGUGAAAAUCUGCAGAUAAAAAUGCAACAGAAAUCCAAAUCUUUAGUGUCGGGUUGUUGUGCAUGCGAGAAGCGUCCUGUUUUGAUUCAAGACAAAAGAAAACUUGUAUGCUCUCUGCUGUAGAAAUGAAGAGAUUAACAUUAAAGCCUAACCUAGCUGUUCUGGAAUCAAGGCUUGCUCAACUCUGACAUGCAUCUUGACAUUUGAGAUGUGUUCAAAUAAACAUAAAACGCCUGGAUGUAUAUCGCAUUUGGAACGCGCCAACAUGAUUCUUCCUAUUCGUCUUUGUUUCAAACCAUUUGCAACAUAAAUGCUAUAAGGAGAUUAAAUAAAGUAGUACAAUCUGUGCCAGUGUAGGUAGACUAGGUAGUGCACGUGUACCAAUAAUAAGAAAGCUUCAGAUUGACAGGGAUACAACUACAUGAAAAAUACAAGGAGAACUUCGACGUUUCGAGCCCCUUCAAGGCCUUUCGUCGGGACGUUUUAAGUAUAGUACAUAAUUUUAGCAUUUAAUUGUUUAAACAUGUAUCAAUCGAAUUUAAUUAUUUUGACAAAUUAGACUUAAUUUGAAAUUUCUAAUCAACAGACCCCGCUCGAAAUUUGGAUAGAAUAUCUUCAAAGACUAAACAUGCCAUUCAUUCCUUCACUUGCCUCGUAUUCUUACGAUGGAGCUUGGUUCCUUGCGAAAGCUCUUGAUCAUGUCGUGAGAAAUCAUGGAGUGAAACUGGAAAAUAUCCAAACUGGAAAUGAAACAUUUUAUGAACUUCUUAUUUCAAGUUUAAGUUCUGUCACUUUCACUGGGCUUACGGUACGUAUAUAAAGAUUUUACUGUACAUCAUUCAUUAUGACGGCAAUAGUCUACUAGUGCUGAACAAGUAUAUAAAACCUGCAUUAUUACUGUACACGCGUUCGUCAUCUUUGCAAUAUAUAUUGUUUUAGGGUUUAUUUAAGAUAUACAGCAAAGAUUAUAGAGAACGACUGGAUGGACCUGCGCAUAUCUUUCAAUAUGAUCAAGGUUAAUUUAAUUGUACUUUUAUUAACAAAGCUAAUAAUAUACAGGGUGUCCCAAAAAAAGUGACACUAUAGAAAUUAUCUCAUUGUUCUUAAGCCGCUCUUAAACGCGCGUGAUUACACGCCUGGGAAUUUAAUGAACUUGUAUUUACAUUUCGCUUUGUCCAAAUAUUUUAACGCCCGAGUCAAGCAAAACGAUUACACUAAUAAACGGUUUGCUUUUUUAUUUUAAAUUCCAGAAGCAGAAGUUUAUGCACCUCUGGGAUCAACUUAGUGCUAGGGCAUUCAAAUUAUAACAAUAGGAUAAUUUCUAUAGUGUCACUUUUUUUUGGGACACCCUGUAUAUAUAAUGAUAGCAUAAUUUGAAAUGGCCUCCAGCCUUUCCUUACAUCUUUUUAACACGUGUAUUAACAUUAUUCAUUAUAGCAUGUAAAUUCAGUGGCGGUCAUUAAUUAAAUUAGCUAAAUUUCUUUGUACAUUGAUUCCCUAUUCUUUUACAUGUCGGAGCAUCUCUCCUAACGUGAAACAGCAUAACUAUUUGGAGAUAUGUUAGCCUCCUCCACAGGCGUGGAGUCAGUUAGCCUGCGAAUUCCCUGGAGAUGCCUGUGGAGGAGGCAUAGAGAUAUGUUUUUCUUCGUCUAAUAAUAUACAUGAAAAAAUUUCUUAAUUCUGAUUGGCUAAGAGCAGAGCAAUUUUUUCGAAAUACAGUGCCAAGAAAAGAAAUACAGUGCAAAUUUCCUAAUUUUCUUAAUUUUUUAAUUUUUUAUUUUUCAAAUUUCUUAAUUUUCUUAAUUUCUAAAUGUGACUUACGCACGUGACUGCAUAAUUUUUUCAUGUAUGUUAUUAAUAAGUAAUAGCAUGGUUUCUUGUGCAAUUUGAAAAAACAUAUACACUCGUGAGUUUUUCAAAGACUUCAAAUUGCACUCGUCCUUCGGACUCGUGCAUGUUUUUUUCCAAAUUGAAACUCGAAACCAUACUAUUAUUACUUAUAUAAAUUAGCUUUCAGUUUCAAAACACUUUUUGAAACUGAAAUUACCGUUUACCGUUCUGUGUGACAACUGAACGAAUUGUUUCUUACAGUAUUUAUUGGCAAAUAGUUCCUUGUCUCGAAAGUUGUUUACAAGUCAUAGAAUUUUGUGAAAGUUAUAUAUAAUUAAGCUCCUACCUAUACAUGAUCUGUCAUGGUGUUCUACCUUACAGUAAAUAGCUAUUUUAUUCUAGAUGGCAAUGCUGUUGAAGUAAUUACGUAUGAUGUUUUGAAUAAUGUCACAACUAUCAAAGUUGGGCAUGGACAUUUAUGGAGAGGUUUGUUCACUUGAUGUUCUUUAAGCUUUAAUUUUACCAGAGUGAUGCGAUAUAUUCUACGAAGUUGUAAAUUUCUGCCUUGUAUAUAUAUAUAUAGGCUGAUAUUAGAAAAAAUAUUUGAUCCAUAGUACGGGAAGUGACGACAAAACUGUCUCGAACGUAAUUUACACACACGACGACAACGGUAAUAACAAUUGGACCGCCGAUUCUCAACAAAAAAAGAGAAUUAAAACUGUUUUUGUGGCGAGACUGACUGCUUUUUCGUCCCGGCCACGUUCUAGAUUAAGGACACUUUAGCGAAGACUUUGUCGUUGGGGGAGGGAGGGGAGAUGUAAGCGUCCAAAUUACCUGCUUUUUGAAUUAUGGGUUUACGUUGCCUAAAAGCAGUGUUUUAUAUUUAAUGUGGUUUUCUCAUGAGUACAUUAGCAAGUCUUAUAAUUUACUUGAAAAUGAGCUUUAGUCACCUAGAAAUUUACCUGAAAUUACUCAUGAAUAAAUAUUGCGUGGGGGUGUCGCACCCCAUGCCCACACCCAGGUCACAAUGGCCCUGACUCUUACUGUGCUUUCACUAAUAUAUUCUGUAUAAUACUUUCACUAAUUCCCACGGGGUAUUAACUAUAUAUUACCAGAGCGCCAUAAAACAGGCCGUGUUUUACAGCACCCUAUACUAUUAAUUACUCACUGUACCAAACUCAAUGCAUGUUGUAUGGGGUUUACCUACAUCAGCUACAUGUACAUACGUGUUCAAGAUCAUGUCUCAGUCUUUAGAUCUCUUUUAUAAUAGCCAACAUACAAAUUGUUUCAUUUGAUAUCCAUUAAUUCCAAACAUUUUUAAAGUAUCCUUUCAAUCGCCCUUCUCAGACGAUCAAGCUAUUCCAACUGAUAGAGGAGCAAUGAGUACGACAGUUUACUUUGCUGGUAUGUUUCCAUCUUUGCCAAACAAAGCAAGAGUUCCUGGGUUUGUGUUGGAAGCUGGAACAAGACUUGCCUUAGAUUACAUCAAUAAUGAUUCAUCAAUUCUGCCUGGUUACACACUAGAUAUGGUCACAGGAGACAGUAAGGUCAGAUAUUUUUGAGAAGUUUAGUGCAUGGGCUGCUGAAAUGAGUGCAUGCAUGGUCGUAGCGUGACCGUCAAAAGAUUCCAUCGUUCUUUAAUAUUACUGCUAUAGGCCUGUUCUAAACGUCGCAUUUUACAUGCGCCGAAUGCAUUCAAAACAACAGAUAAUCAGCUGAAAUGCCUCAUUAGCCAUUGUUUUGAAUGCAUUCGGCGCAUGUAAAAUGCAACGUUUAGAACAGGCUAUAGUCAUGCCAAUCAGCCAAUGUACAGUAAGAAAGUAGAGCAAAAACUUUCCCCUAUUCAUUCAAAUAAGGCAAAUAAUUUUUCAUCGCCAUAUUCGCGUUUCGUUUCGAUUCCCAAUUCAAAUGAGUUCAUGAAACACAUAUUAUAAUAAUCUAUACGUUGACUUGUUGUAUCUUUGCAUUGAUUUGUAGUGUGAUCCUAAAGUAUCCUUUAAUUCCUUGGUGACUCUACUUGCUCAACCUCCUAGCAUCUUGGCAGUAUAUGGUGCUGCAUGUUCUGACGCAACUCAAACAUUGGCUGGGAUGACAGCCUUCGCCAAUGUUGCUCAGGUGAGAAGACUUUAACUACACCGAGGAUAAAGAAGAAGACAACCAUUACUCAUUCCGUUAUUUCUAUAAAGUCCGGUGUUAAUUGCUAUAUAAAGAUCAUUAUGAUAAAAUUGACUCUGUUAAGGUACUGCUGGUUUUCCUUCAAUCUCGAUUCAAUGGCUCUUUGUACGAGAUUGGUUUUCCUUCGUCUUUCUCAUGUAAAUUCUUCUUUCCGCAAUUCUAUCAAUUCAUUUCGUGGCAAUAAAAUUAACAAUAAUGAACACUUUUUGACGUUUUCUGUUCUAACGAACUGUACAUGCAACUUUCAUUUUAUCACUUUGCUAGCUACAUAUAGUGGCAUACCUAUGAAAUAUGUCAACCGUGGAACGUUGUCAGAUAAUGAUGAACCCAGCAGCCCAAGAUACAAUGGAGCUCAUGAGAAAAACCCAGCACUGCGUUUCAACAUAAAGUUGACUGAAGCGAGAUUUGAACUCGCAUAUUCAACCAGAACCGGGCUGACAACUCUCUACCAAUUGAGCUAUCGAGUCAACUGGGGAGAGCACAGGUUCAAAUCCAUAUUUAAGCACACAAGAUAUUCUCGCGACUUAGUCAACUUAAAACAUUUGCAACACAGUGUUGGACUUUGUAUCAUGAUGUUUUCCUGAUGAUAUGACUCUGAAGUCUGAAAUAGAAUCCAACAGCCAAGGUUGCUCGGGUUUAAAUCUUAUUCACUCCAGAUUAUAUAUAGUUUUGAGCUCAUCUUUUAUAGCAUGCGUCAAAUGAUUGAAAGUGAAAUAGAUUCUGUUCCCCUUCAGGUAUCCCAUACAUCCACCAGCCUGAGUUUAUCCGAUGCCGCUCAUUAUCCAUCACUAUACCGAGCUAUCCCAACAGACUUUCCUGCUAUUCAAGCAAGUAUAGCAUUGUUGAAAAUGUUGAAAUGGUCAAGAGUGGCAAUCAUUGGAGAAAAAUCUGCUUCUGGAUUGGUAUGUAUAAUUACUAUCUAUGGGAAGCUAUACCAUCUCUUGGUUAAAAAUCCAAAACCUGAGUCAUUUUUAGGUCGUCAUCCUAAACCAUCAUAA
This is a messenger RNA of Paramuricea clavata, 10321 nucleotides long. The record is from the annotation of a GenBank genome assembly. Lineage: Eukaryota; Metazoa; Cnidaria; Anthozoa; Malacalcyonacea; Plexauridae.